Molecule: messenger RNA, 2533 nt
Organism: Carcharodon carcharias (great white shark)
Lineage: Eukaryota; Metazoa; Chordata; Chondrichthyes; Lamniformes; Lamnidae
Gene: myrf
Product: myelin regulatory factor
Exons: 20
Coding region: 35-2533 (832 amino acids)
Biological process (GO): protein autoprocessing; positive regulation of DNA-templated transcription; central nervous system myelin maintenance
Cellular component (GO): nucleus; endoplasmic reticulum membrane
Molecular function (GO): sequence-specific DNA binding; DNA-binding transcription factor activity
Source: RefSeq, a predicted model, not a curated record
AUGUGUCGGGGAGGAGUCGCUAGCUGAUAGAGAAAUGGAAGUGGUUGACGAGACUGAAGCUUUGCAACGCUUUUUUGAAGACCAAGAGGUAGCGCACUCCAGAAUGGCUUAUGCAGACGGUCCCUUCAGACAUUACAAUACAGGACACGAAAUCAAUGGGGCUCUUGAUACAUCCAACAUUGAUACAAGUAUUCUGGAGGAAUACAUCAGUAAGGAAGACUCCACAGACAUCUGUUUUCCAGAUCUUCCAGUCUCAGUAAGUUAUUCCAACCCCCAAGCAUCCGGCAGUGCUCCAGUCGGCCAUGCUAUCCCCAGCGCCAUUGUGAACACAGGCCAUUUAAACAGCCCUUCCACCAGUGGAGUCAACCAUCUUUGUCAUGUAACCACCAGCUGUAUUCCAGUUGCAGCUAGACAUGGCGGUCUUGUGCCAAACCCUAUAUCUUGUGGCCCAAACCUCAGCAGCCACGUGAACUGCAAUGGCAACAAUGGAAUGCUAGCCAAAAGCUAUCCCAGCACCCUUUGCAACACAACUGCUAUCAAAGUGGAACCAAAGCCUUCCUAUGCACCCGGCACUUUACCUGAAUCUCCUCCUGAUUCUGGAUCCGAGCCUUACUCCCCUCAACAGGUGAAUGAGUCUCAUCUUCUUCGCACUAUGACCCCUGAGCAUUUAUGUCAUAUGACGCCUCCUUCUCGUCUGGAACAUCCUGCACAAGCACAUCUCCAACCACCACACCCUCAUCAGCCACCCAACACCCACUAUCCCAAUGUGCCACGGGAGAUGUACAUGAAGCCUGAGCCAAUGAUGCCCCAGUAUCCAGUAUCAGGAAUAUCUCCAAAUGAGCUCCAUCAAGCCCAGCAGUCACAAAUGCUUCACCAGCUUCUGCAACAUCAUGGAUCAGAUGGUAUUCCUGUGCAUCCAGCCAAGAAGCGGAAACAUUCAGACUCUCCUCCAAAUACUUUAAACACUCAGAUACUGAAUGGAAUGAUAAAGCAGGAGCCAGGGUUGAUGCAGGACAACGACAGUCUGAAUGGCUCCUACCUGGACCCCAACUACCAGUGCAUAAAAUGGCAGCCACACCAGCAGAACAAGUGGACCACUCUCUGUGACGUCAAUUGCAAAGACUUACCCAAUCCUAGCUACAGAGUAGAUGCUGACAAAGGCUUUAACUUCUCUGUACCUGAUGAUGCUUUUGUUUGCCAGAAGAAGAACCACUUCCAGGUCACUGUUUAUGUUGGCAUGAUGGGUGACCCCAAAUAUGUGAAAACCCCUGAGGGCCUCAAACCAAUUGAUUGUUUCUUCCUGAAGUUGCAUGGUGUAAAGUUGGAGGCAAUGAACCAGAGUAUCAACAUUGAACAGUCACAGUCAGAUCGUAGCAAACGGCCAUUCAAUCCAGUCACGAUUAACAUCCCUUCUGAUCAGGUCACAAAGGUCACUGUUGGAAGGUUACAUUUCAGUGAAACAACAGCUAACAACAUGAGGAAGAAAGGCAAACCCAAUCCAGACCAGAGGUACUUCAUGCUGGUGGUAGCCCUUCAAGUUCAGGCCCAGAAUCAGAAUCACCUCGUGGCUGCUCAGAUCUCUGAAAGAAUCAUUGUUCGGGCUUCAAACCCUGGACAGUUUGAGAGUGACACAGAUGUCCUGUGGCAGCGUGGUCAGCUUCCCGAUACUGUCUUCCAUCAUGGCCGAGUUGGCAUUAACACAGACCGUCCCGAUGAAGCGCUGGUCGUCCAUGGCAACGUGAAAGUCAUGGGCUCAUUAAUGCACCCAUCAGAUGCACGGGCAAAGGAGAACAUCCAGGAGGUAGACACCACAGAGCAGCUGAGGAGGAUCACACAGAUGCGGCUGGUUCAGUAUCAAUACAAACCCGAGUUUGCUGCCACAGCAGGCAUAGAGAAUGCAUCCGAGACAGGUGUUAUCGCACAAGAGGUGAAGGAAAUUCUGCCCGAGGCAGUGAAGGAGUCGGGGGAUGUGGUGUGUGCCAACGGAGAGACCAUUGAGAACUUCCUUGUGGUUAAUAAGGAGCGGAUUUUCAUGGAGAAUGUGGGGGCUGUCAAAGAACUUUGCAAGCUGACUGAUAACCUCGAGACACGAAUCAACGAGCUGGAGACGUGGAGCAGAAAACUGGCCAAACUGAAGCGACUGGACAGUAUGAAAUCCACAGUCAGUGGAGGGACUCUCAGCCAAGCUGGCAGUCAUUUUAGUCGGGCAGGAAGUGGGCCACAUAAGAAAAGGCACCCAAAGGUUGGCAAUAAGGCUCACUCUAACCCAACAGAACAGGGUUGCCUCAGCCAGAGGUUCCUCCAAGGCACCAUCAUAGCUCUCGUUAUAAUCAUGGCUUUCAGUGUAAUAUCCAUGUCAACCCUCUACGUGCUGAACUUACGCAAUGAUGAUGGGACAGAUGGCAAUGGACCACUUGAAAAUAUCAAUCCAGAUACAACCUCGAAAGAAAAUCAUUGGCCGACGCCUCUAGGAGCACAGGGCACAAUUACAGCUCAGCAGCCGGGUAGGUUAACCCUGUAUGAUACCAACUGA